AGAGUAAAGAUGCGCUCUUGCUGUUUUGUAACAACAGUUGAUAGCAGGUUUUUGAUUGCUUGUGGUUUCUGGGACAAUAGUUUUAGAGUGUUUUCCACAGAAUCUGCUAAAAUUGUACAGAUUGUCUAUGGUCACUUUGGAGUAGUAACAUGCUUGGCUAGGUCAGAAUGUAAUAUCACAUCUGAUUGUUACAUUGCUUCUGGAUCUGAAGAUUGCACAAUCCUGUUGUGGCACUGGAAUGCCAGAACACAAUGUAUAGCUGGAGAUUUGUUAAAUUGUCCAGAUAUUCCAACACCCCGAGCCACUUUAACUGGACACGAAAGUGAAGUGACAUGCAUUGUUGUAUCUGCUGAACUUGGCCUGGUGGUUAGUGGAUCUAAAGAUGGGCCAGUUUUAGUGCAUACCACAAACGGUGAUUUACUGCGAUCUCUUGAGGCUCCUGAAAACUUCAAAUCUCCAGAAUUGUGUGCUUUGUGUCGAGAAGGCCUAGUUGUUGUCUGUUAUGAUUCUUGCAAUGUGUGUUGCUUUACCAUCAAUGGACGCCGACUUCGCAGUGAAACACAUCACCACCCAAUUCAGUGUUUGGCAAUGAGUCGUGAUGGAGAAUACAUGAUGACUGGUGGCGAUAAAGGCAUUGUUGAAGUUUGGCGGACAUUCAACCUGGCUCUACUAUAUGCAUUCACGGCUUGUGACAGUGGAGUGCGCUCAUUGGCAUUAACACAUGAUCAAAAAUUUCUAUUAGCAGGUUUGGCUAACGGAUCUGUGACUGUUUUCUACAUUGAUUUCAAUCGGUGGCAUCAUGAAUUCCAGCAACGUUACUGAAAAGUCCACAGACUCGAUCUUUCGUCAGUAACUUGUGCAGAUUGCGAACUCUGGCGCCCUCGUCAGUCCAUUCGGUGCGGGCCGUCGGCUCGCAUCAAAAACCGGCCAACCACAGAGGGGGCACUAGACCACUGUCAUGCACUCGCCCACUUCUAAAUCAGUGAAUCAAGGCAAAUCACGGACCGAUCUCAAUGGAGAGUUUUUUUGUUCGUGCUUAGAA
Uloborus diversus is the source of this 1042-nucleotide messenger RNA. RefSeq names its product neurobeachin-like. Gene Ontology annotation, molecular function: protein kinase binding. Gene Ontology annotation, cellular component: cytosol; membrane. The coding region runs from base 10 to 822 and encodes 270 amino acids. Lineage: Eukaryota; Metazoa; Arthropoda; Arachnida; Araneae; Uloboridae. Gene Ontology annotation, biological process: intracellular protein localization. The transcript has 6 exons. The record is from RefSeq and is a predicted model, not a curated record.